Molecule: messenger RNA, 1955 nt
Organism: Arachis duranensis
Lineage: Eukaryota; Viridiplantae; Streptophyta; Magnoliopsida; Fabales; Fabaceae
Product: vacuolar-processing enzyme
Exons: 9
Coding region: 151-1620 (489 amino acids)
Biological process (GO): vacuolar protein processing
Molecular function (GO): cysteine-type endopeptidase activity
Source: RefSeq, a predicted model, not a curated record
AAUACACACGACAACAUGAAAUAUUGAAUUGGGGGAAUAGUAAUAUAUAUAUGAGGAAAGGGAGUAGUGCUCUCUUUCUUUAUUCAUCUCCUUCUUCUCCUCUCACCUAAUCAUCAAACCCCUUUCUCCCUCUCUUUCUUUUCCAGCCCAAUGGGCCGUUCUCUCCUCUUUCUGCUCGCGGCCUUCUUCGCCGUCCUUGUCUCCGCCGUUCGAGACCCCAUCGGAGAAGUUAUCCGCCUUCCUUCCGAAGCUUCCAGAUUCUUCAAAGCGCCUUCCGACGACGACGACAACGUGGAGGAAGGAACUCGCUGGGCCAUUUUAAUCGCUGGUUCCAAUGGCUACUGGAAUUACAGACAUCAGGCUGAUGUUUGUCAUGCGUAUCAAUUACUGAGGAAAGGUGGUCUCAAAGAAGAAAACAUCAUUGUGUUUAUGUAUGAUGACAUUGCUUUCAAUGAAGAGAACCCACGGCCCGGAGUCAUCAUUAACAGUCCACAUGGAGAUGAUGUUUACAAAGGAGUCCCAAAGGAUUAUGUUGGUGGAGAUGUUACUGUAAACAACUUUUUUGCUGCUAUACUUGGAAAUAAGUCAGCUCUUACAGGUGGCAGUGGGAAGGUUGUAGAUAGUGGUCCCAAUGAUCAUAUAUUUAUAUACUAUAGUGAUCAUGGGGGUCCUGGGGUGCUUGGGAUGCCUACUAGUCCUUACUUAUAUGCAUCUGAUCUGAUCGAAGUCUUGAAGAAGAAGCAUGCUUCUGGAACAUAUAAAAGCAUGGUAUUUUAUCUUGAGGCAUGUGAAUCUGGAAGUAUCUUUGAAGGCCUUCUUCCAGAAGGUCUGAAUAUCUAUGCAACAACAGCCGCAAACGCAGAAGAAAGCAGUUGGGGAACAUAUUGCCCUGGGGAGAAUCCUAGUCCUCCACCAGAAUUUGGAACCUGUCUAGGUGACCUAUACAGUGUUGCUUGGAUGGAAGACAGUGCCAUACACAAUUUACGUACAGAAACUUUGCACCAACAAUACCAAUUGGUUAAAGAAAGGACUUCCAACGGAAAUUCAAUGUAUGGCUCUCAUGUGAUGCAAUAUGGUGAUAUAGGGAUUAGCAGUAAUAAUCUCUUCCUAUAUUUGGGCACAAAUCCAGCUAAUGAAAAUUUUACGGUUAUGGAUAACAACUCCUUGAAGCUACCGUCAAAGACAGCAGUAAACCAACGUGAUGCAGAUCUUGUCCAUUUCUGGGAUAAGUACCUCAAAGCUCCUGAGGGUUCUCCAAGGAAAGCUGCAGCAGAGAAACAAGUUAUGGAAGCAAUGUCUCACAGAAUGCAUAUAGAUAGCAGCGUCAAACUUAUUGGAAAGCUCUUAUUCGGCAUUGAAAAAGGUCAAGAAAUACUUAGCAGUGUUAGACCUUCUGGGGAGCCACUUGUUGAUGACUGGGACUGCCUGAAAUCACUGGUUACGACUUUUGAGACGCAUUGCGGAUCGUUGUCUCAGUAUGGAAUGAAACACAUGAGAUCCUUUGCAAACUUCUGCAAUGCAGGCAUAAGGAGGGAGCAAUUGGCUGAUGCCUCAGCACAUGCAUGCACAAGUGUUCCAUCCAAUCCAUGGAGUUCACUACACAGGGGUUUCAGUGCAUAGUUCCGAGAAUUUGCUCCAUUAAAGACCACUGUUACAAUUAAAAUGAAUAUACAAUAUAUACAUUGGUGAUGAUUUCUCAUAUGCUAGUUUUGUAAAUAUACAAAUGGGAGGAUGGGAAGCGGGGAACCUCCUUUGAUUGUGUGUCCGUUGUAAUUAAGGCAUUUUAUUGAAGGAGGAAUAGUGGACCAUGAAGUUCCAUUGGACCCUCCAGUAUAAUGUCAUGCAUCGAUGCCAAGUUCCAAGAUCAUACAGUAACUGUUAUUUGGUAAAAUUUUAGUAGAAUCUCCAUGGUAUGGUAAAUAUAUUAUAUUUGGUCUAAAUAUUUUACUUUUGAA